Molecule: messenger RNA, 1218 nt
Organism: Nerophis lumbriciformis (worm pipefish)
Lineage: Eukaryota; Metazoa; Chordata; Actinopteri; Syngnathiformes; Syngnathidae
Source: RefSeq, a predicted model, not a curated record
AUGGCAGCCUCCGUCAGCAGUGCGUGCAAACCCUCUAUGGCACGUAUACCGGUGAAUACUACGAGUUUUCAAAAGAGAACGAAGAACAAGUUGUUAAGUAUACCUGGUACAAGACUCUCGGUGCAAAACGGGCAGCUUCUAGUCUCGACCGGUGUCACGUCGCUCGACUAUCUGCUCGGAGGUGGUCUAGCAGUUGGAACAGUACUUCUUAUAGAAGAGGACCGUUAUGAUAGCUACUCCCGUAUGAUCCUAAAAUACUUCUUGGCAGAAGGAGUGGUAUGUCGACAUGAACUCUUCCUAGCAGCGGUUCAAGAUCAUCCAAAUGACAUCUUCCAGGAACUUCCUGAUCCCAUUUUAGAUGAUGUUGCCAUGCACAAACCAGUAGACCAGCCUAGACUGUCUUGUGAGCCUCAAGAUAGUAUAGAUGCAAUGAAGAUUGCCUGGCGAUAUCAGAAUCUACCAAAAGUGCAGAAUGCUCUUGCAUCCACGUCUCGUUUCGGACACUACUACGAUGUUUCCAAAACGAUGGAGCCAGAAAUCCGCCAGGCAGCUAAGUGCCACCACUUCUACCUUCCAGAACAUCCAAGCCAUUCAUCAGCCACGCACAGUUCUAUGCUUGGAUCCUACUCUGCUUUGCUGAAAUCCAUUGAAGAGGUCAUACGCAGGGACGGUUUCAGUGUGGCCACAACCAUGACGAAGUCACGGAACAUCCUACGUAUCGGGCUUCACUCACUCGGAUCACCACUGUGGGAUGAUGACCUGUGUUGCCAGGACAACCCAAAACACAGCCACGCCCUCACUACCUUUCUCUAUGGGCUCCGGGCUUUGAUGAGGUCAUCACUAUCGGUUGCAGUAGUUACUGUGCCUUCGCAUUUGAUUCAGAGCAAAACUCUAAUGGGCAGCAUAACCAGGCUAUGUGACAAUGCCAUAGCCCUGGAAUCAUUCAAAGGCUCUGAGAGGGAGACCAGCCCACUCUACAAAGAUUACCAUGGCCUGCUACACGUACGCCAGGUGCCUUACCUCAACUGUCUUGCAAGUCAACUGCCUGACCACAAGGACUUGGCCUUUAAACUCAAGAGGAAACAGUUCACCAUUGAGCGACUGCAUUUGCCUCCAGACUUGUCUGAGACAGUGAGUCGUGUGAGCAGGGGGGAACUGGCAGGAGCAGGCGCGAUGGCUUCGGCCUGUGGCUCUGGCAACAAGCACCUGGAUUUCUAG